Molecule: messenger RNA, 786 nt
Organism: Penicillium griseofulvum
Lineage: Eukaryota; Fungi; Ascomycota; Eurotiomycetes; Eurotiales; Aspergillaceae
Exons: 2
Coding region: 1-786 (261 amino acids)
Source: RefSeq, a predicted model, not a curated record
AUGUUUAGACGCCCACGAGAAACCCAGCCUGACCCCAUAACCUUGGAGGUUGGCGAGAUACUUGCGCCCCUAGUUAUCUUUCCAUGGGGACCGCUUGCGAUGAACUACUUGGGUGUUCCUAUUGUACUAGGCACUGCUAUGAUCGCUGUUCACGAUGAUGACUAUCAGACAGCAUGCCAGAGACUGCAGGACAAUGAGUUUCGCGUAGCAGUCCCUGACCGCAGGCCUGCCCCCGAGUUGUUGGAAAGGCUCCCAGAUCCGGAUAAGGUUAUGAAAAAGGUCAACAAAAAAUAUGAACGUCUUGAUAAAUCAACAACAUUGUUUGACUACCCAGUCGACCACCACCUAGCCGGAGGCCUCAAGUUGAUUGUUGUUCCAAACUCCUUCGCAAAUCUUCCGACACCAGGUGUGACUGACGAAUCGACGCCCAAUUCUCUCUCUACCAAGGAUUACGACAUAUAUGGCAACAUCUCUCACCCACUUGAACACACGUUGGUUGAGAGUUUUGCAAAGGGUGUUCUUAAGGAUGAAGAUGAUGAAGAUUGCCCCACUUCGAUUUGGGGAGAUUCAUUGAGUACCUGGGUAGCUAUGAUGGUGUCAUAUCUUGAGAUUGACAAUGACAUUCUGGACAGUUGUUCAGAUGAGCGUGCAGUUGAAUGGUUCAGUGUGAACUAUGGGCGAAUACACGAGGAAAAGUUCGGCCCCUGGGACAGACGUGUUUCGAAGCGACUGGGGUCUGGAAAAGAAAUGCCUGUGGAUAUGAGAGGUAAUCCGUUGGCUGAGUGA